AUGAAAGAUGACAAUAUAAUGGACAUAGAGAAAAAAAAAAAAAAAUUAAAAAAAAAAAAGGAUAUCAUAAAGGGUGAUAAAACAAAUGGCUUAAAGAAGAAGAAAAAGAAGAACGCAAUACUAAGUAGUAACGAUGAUGAUCUAUUUGUUGAACAAGCCAUGAAACAAAUAAAGUUACUUAAUGGUAAGAAAUCAAAAGAUGGAAUAACUGGAAGUAAAAAAAUAAAAAAAGAAGGUAAAUCUCAAAAAGUUGAUAAAACAAGUAAGGAAAAGGUAAUAAAGAAGUUAAAGAAAAUGCUAACCUACAAUGAUGAUAAUGGUAUGAAUAUAAAAAAUGUUUUAAAAAAAAAAAUACUAAAAAGUUUAAAUUUAAAUAAUAACAUUUACAAUGAUGAAAAGGAGGUAUCACCAAAGUUUACUGAAAAUAAAAAACUUUUAAGAGAAAAAUUAAGAAAGAUAGAAAUAAAUGUAGAUAAAGAAAAGAAGGGGUGGUUGGAAAAAUUAGACAUGACUUGUUCAGAAAAUUUUUAUAUAAAAAAAAUAAAUUAUUUUGGAAAAUGUGAUAUAAGAGAAAAAGAAUUAAAAAAUUUUGCACACACAAAUGUUAUAAAAUGUUUACAAAAAUUACAAAAUUUAAAUAUUCCAUUUAAUAGACCAUAUGAUUUUUUAGCAGAAAUGGUAAAAAGUGAUAUACAUAUGGAAAAGGUAAGAGCCCAUAUUUUAAAAAAUCAUGAAAUGUCUGAAAUUAAAGAAAAAAAUAAAUUAAAAAGACUUAAUAAAAAAUUUAAUAAAAAUGGUGGGUCAAUGAAAGUAUUAGAUCAAAAAAAAGCUAUUGAAAAAAAAAAGAAUCUUGAAAAAAUUGAGGAACUUAAAGACAAUCUAGAAAGUUUAAAUGUUCACGACUUUUUCCAAAAACAUUCAAAAAAUACAGAUCAAAAUAAUGUGAAAAAUAAAAAAACAAAAAACAAGUACAUCGAUAAAAAUAGUAAACAAAAUAGUAAACAAAAUAAUAGAAAAAGUAUGGGCAAGUCAAAAAAUAAUUUUGAUAGGGAUACAAUAAGUAAGCCAAAUAAAAUGAAGCGUAAAUUUUCAUCAAAGGGAAAGAAGGGAGGAAAAAAUCGAAAAAAGAAAAAGUUUAAGAGACGAUAA
Messenger RNA from Plasmodium vinckei vinckei, 1149 nucleotides. Its product is annotated as rRNA-processing protein EBP2, putative. NCBI's taxonomy places the organism in Eukaryota, Apicomplexa, Aconoidasida, Haemosporida, Plasmodiidae. The record is from RefSeq and is a predicted model, not a curated record. Gene Ontology annotation, biological process: ribosomal large subunit biogenesis; rRNA processing. Gene Ontology annotation, cellular component: nucleolus; nuclear periphery; preribosome, large subunit precursor. The coding region runs from base 1 to 1149 and encodes 382 amino acids. The transcript has a single exon.